Hibiscus syriacus is the source of this 732-nucleotide messenger RNA. RefSeq lists its product as uncharacterized. The transcript has 6 exons. Lineage: Eukaryota; Viridiplantae; Streptophyta; Magnoliopsida; Malvales; Malvaceae. Bases 1 to 732 code for a protein of 243 amino acids. Gene Ontology annotation, molecular function: GTP binding. The record is from RefSeq and is a predicted model, not a curated record.
AUGGUCAAGAGUAACUUGAACAAAGGGAGAAAAGGCAAUGUCAAAGCUUCUCCCCCGUUAGAGUAUGUUACUAAUACGGUAAAGCUGCUUCUCGUAACCCUAAGAAUGCCAGAAGAAGUGCGAAAGAGGAAGCUGAAAUGGGAUAAGAAAAAAGAUUUGAAGGAAAAUGCUCCCAUGUCAAAGAAUGCUCAGUUCCGUGGAAUACAGCCGAGUCCCUCCAUCCUUUCCUUUGAGGACGAUAAUUUGUUAGGGCGUAGAGGCACUAUUGAGAUCCAAAGAGCAGGCUAUAACACUGAGCUUUCUGCCCCGUUAGACAAUAUCCCUUUCUCUACCAAUCCUGAAAGGGAACGCAUUAAGGAAAAUAUAUUUAGGAACAAGUUGCAGUUUUUCGCCGUCGCAAAGGUUUCAUCGUCAUUUCCCCCGCCUGAUAUUCCAGAGAUUGCAUUUGCAGGUAGGUCAAAUGCUGGGAAGUCAUCACUACUCAAUGCACUUACCAGACAAUGGGGUGUUGUACGGACAUCAGACAAACCAGGCCACACUCAUGUGCUUCCAAUUUUCUUAAAACAAUGCUUUCAGUUUCGUAGUUGUAGACACUUGCCAAUCCCGAGGCCCAAACCUGAAGCCCAAUUACAGCUCAAGCCCACAAAGACAACUACAAGCCCAACAGUGACCCGCACAGCAACACAGAACCCAAACUGGCCCAAAGGAAACCCGAACCGGUUCAUGACUUAA